Molecule: messenger RNA, 1140 nt
Organism: Lactuca virosa
Lineage: Eukaryota; Viridiplantae; Streptophyta; Magnoliopsida; Asterales; Asteraceae
Source: the annotation of a GenBank genome assembly
AUGCCUCCUCCAAGAAGAAAGAAAUGGACAGAGGCAGAAGAACGAACCCUAAUCGAUAAGUACGGAGAAAUGGUUUCCGAUGGAAGCUUAUCCAAAAUGAAAACCCGAGAAAAGAAAUACAAACCGAUUGCUGUACACGUGAAUUCCCUUCAUCAUCUUUCUGAUCCGAUUGCGUAUCCAUGGGAAUGGAGUUGGAAAGACGUCUCAAAUAAAGUCCAGAACAUGAGACACCAGUAUUCCCUCGUGAAGCAGAAGAUUAAACGGCCGGAUUCCGGCGAUCUAGUGGUGAGCGGCGGCGAGGGUUUUGAUUGGGUCGAAGGUUUGACUCAUUGGUCAAAUUUCCUGCGAUACAAAGAGAUUUUCGGCGACAUUUCGCUUCCAUUUGAUGGAAACAACGGAUUUGAUGAGAGUAAUCAGGAAAUGGAGAUUGUUGAGUUUGGGAACAUUGGAAUUGAGCCUAAUGGGGUACUGGCUUUGGAAUACUACGAAGAAGAAAAUUACAACGAUAACAACGACAAUGGCAAUGGCAAUGGCAAUGGGAAUGGGAAUCAUGAUUACGGAGGAAUUGAGAGGAAUGGGAAUAAGAAGCGAAAAGUUAAAAAUCUUGAGAAGAAGGCAUGGGGGUUUGUAGCAAACCAAUUGGCACAACUCCGGGAAAUGGAAGCUCGAUUUGAGCAACGUGAGGAGGAAAGAGAGCGAGAGCGGAAUCGGAAAGAGUUAUUCCGGCGGAAACAAUACGAAGAAAGGAGGAAACAACGGAAUCAAGAAUGGGAAGCGAUGGAGAAGGAGAGGGAAGAGAGGAGGAGACGGAGAGACGAGGAGGUGGCACGGGAAAGGGAAUGGGAAGAGAGGGGAAUCAGGAGAAGGUCGGAAUGGAAUCGGAGAAUCGAUGAGAUGUUGAGUCAACAUAGAGUGGAAAUGGCACAAAUUCAUGGAAGGAUUCUUGAGGAACAACAAAAUGUUACAAGUCAAUUACUUGGGAUUGUUUCACAAUGGAAUGGUUCGGAUAAUACGAGUGCUAGUAAUCAUUAUUUGUCACAAAUGAUGCAAAAUUUGCAACAUGUUGGAGGCAUGGUUGAUGGUGAUGAUGCUAGAGUUGAAGGACAUAAUCAAGAUGAUCAAUUUAUUGUUGAUGGAUGA